AUGUCAAGACAAGAUGCUCUAUUUGUGGCCAUGAGGGACAUAAUAAGACUUGGCAUGUCAACUAAGGGCAACACAUCUCAACCAAGGAACAUUUGGCUCUUCUACAGUCCAUGGGGCAGUUUAGCCCAGCCUAAUCAGCCCAACCCAACUAGAGGCAUAUGGAGAGGUAGAGGUAUUACUACAGGAAUAGGGAGAGGAAAUGGGAGAGGACAAAUGCCAAAUGGAAAAGGAAAUGUUGGAAAUUGGAUAACAGAAAUGCCAAACAAGCCAUCAUCAUCACAACCACUCCCAUCAUCAUUACAACCACUCUCUUACACUGGAGCUACAUCAUCAUCAUCACAACCACCCAAGUCUCCUACCAAGAGAUUCAAGUCUCCUGCCAAUAAGCUUAGACCAUGGAUGUUUUGA
Messenger RNA from Prunus armeniaca (apricot), 408 nucleotides. NCBI's taxonomy places the organism in Eukaryota, Viridiplantae, Streptophyta, Magnoliopsida, Rosales, Rosaceae. The record is from the annotation of a GenBank genome assembly.